Gambusia affinis (western mosquitofish) is the source of this 12315-nucleotide messenger RNA. Its product is annotated as trinucleotide repeat-containing gene 6C protein-like. Bases 847 to 6579 code for a protein of 1910 amino acids. The record is from RefSeq and is a predicted model, not a curated record. Gene Ontology annotation, cellular component: nucleoplasm; P-body. The transcript has 23 exons. Gene Ontology annotation, molecular function: protein binding; RNA binding. Gene Ontology annotation, biological process: miRNA-mediated post-transcriptional gene silencing; positive regulation of nuclear-transcribed mRNA poly(A) tail shortening. NCBI's taxonomy places the organism in Eukaryota, Metazoa, Chordata, Actinopteri, Cyprinodontiformes, Poeciliidae.
UGGAAGGAGGAGAGGCAGACUGCGGUGUUGUUAGUUUGAACAAAAUGGCUGAAAGACCGCUGUCAUCGAGAGCUCACUGAACGCCCACCGCGAGUCUCCGCUCCGUCGUCUGGAUUCCACGCAGAAUGUAUUUCCCCGGAGCCGCUGCUCGCUUUGCAUUCGCGGCAGCCAGCACGUCGCUAGCCGUCCAGCCGACUUCUUAAACUGAAACGUUUCUUUUGCACUUUAAAACAAGUUGGCUGGCUGGCGGACGUCGGCUUGCUCAGAGAGAACUCUCUUCGGCGAUUUCCCCCCCCCCUUCGAAAACUGCCUGAAUUCUCCGUUUUUGCAAAACCUCUCCUCAGUCGACGACUUAUAUCUUAAAGCUAACACUAGCUACCAUUAUUCUGCUUUUUAAAAGUCAUUUUAUUCGUGUUCAGUUAUUUUUUGUUUUUGUUAUUAGUGGUGCUUCACCGUUUACCCCUCCCCUCGUUAUAUCGGUAUAUUGUCUUCGAUUAGUUUAAGUUCAAAACGUUUAUUUCAGUAUUUUUUUAAUGCUCAAAGCAGAAAUCACCGAACUUGCUGUGUGUAUAUCUGGCUGCGUCGCCGUUGUUUACCUCGGUAUCCUGACACCACAAGCUGCUUCAGCAGCAGUCGGCUUAUCUAUCAAGUCCGACUUUAAUUGCUAAAUCUCUGCACCAACGUUUUACGGGUAACUUUUCAAAAAAAGAAAACCAUAAAAAAAUUCAGACAUCGGAUUUUUUUUUAAUAUUUUCCUGCCAUGCACCGAUUCUUCACUAAAAGCGGCCAAAGCUGUUAUGAACGCAAGCUAAGGGAAGCAAACAACACAGAAAAGAGAACCGUUUGAUGGAAGAAAAGAAAAAGAAAAGGCAAGAAGAAAAGACCAAGAAGGAAAUCACUCAGAAAAAGGCUACUGAUCAGAAACCCAAAGUGCCAGAGCCUGUCCCCACUAAGCCCAGUCCUGGUUCAUCUCACCACCUCCAACCCUCCAGCCCCACGCUGCCCCUCUCCUCCUUCUCCACCUCUUCUUCUGGCAAUGGCAAGGGCCCCCCAUGUGGUAGCCAGGUCCUGACUCAGAGCCUGCCCCUGCAGCAGUGCCACUUGUCCUCUGCCAGUGGCCGCUAUCCGCCCAGAGAGGUGCCCCCGCGCUUCCGUCAGCAGGAGCACAAGCAGCUACUGAAGAGAGGCCAGCCGCUGCCCGCAGGAGCCUUUGGCGCGCUCACCCUCCCUCCUUCCUCUCCCUCCUCUUCACCCUCAGCGUCUUUGUCGUCAUCUGCUACGACCCAAAACUCUGCCACGUCCGCUACAAGCAAACACAAGCCAGACAUAUCCCUGCUGAGCAGCUCUGGUGCCCAGUAUGAGAAGUCUCAUUGGGGCACUUCAUUACCUGUUGACGGACCUUCCAGUGCCAACAAUUGGGACAAAGUGAUCAUUGACGGAAGUGAUACAGAAGCUUGGCCAUCUAUUAAGCAUAAUAUUGACUCCGGCCAGCCAUCAAACCCAGAAUGCUCCUUGGGCUCAGCUAGCUCUAACUUAGACACCACUGCUGUCGCUUCUGGAAAUAGGAGUGGUCUUCUGAGUAUGGCCGCAGGUGCCACUGGCCAGCAGGCCCACUAUAACUCUCUCAAACCAAACGGUACCAUGAUGACGGGACCUGUGUCAACCAGCACGUUAGCAGCUAGUAGAGGUUGGGGUUCAGAUGGGAAACAAGAUGGCAUGAAUGGUGGAAGAGUAGCAGCCCCCAGUAACUGGGGAUCAACUAAUUUUAACUUGAACCUCAAUCCCAAUGCCAACCCAUCGGCUUGGCCUGUCUUGGGACAUGAAGGUGGUGCAGGAGGUGUUAAUGGCCCCAGCUCUUCGUCUCUCCCGCCAGGCAUACAUGGAAAUGGAAAUGUGGGAAACGGGAAUGCGGACAAUGGCGGGGGGAGUUGGGUCAGCAUGAUAAGUGGUAAUGACAAUGAUCAGCAGCACCUUUCAACCAACAAAAACUUAUCUUUUAAUAUGGAGCCUGCUAACCUUAACACUGAUGGACCAAACUACACUAAACAACAACAAGCUCAGGAGCCUAUGAGCCCCAUCCACGGUCUUACUGGAUGGGGUGGUCAUUCACCCACUGAGUCUUCCCAGCUCAGUGGGGACAAAACAGGCAGCUCUGUGUGGGGUGGAGGAGAAAACAAGAUGACAGAGUCUCCAAAAGACUCGGACUGGGACUCAUCUCCCUCUGGAGGGCUUUCUGCUUGGGGCCGCCAAGGCAGUGGUGGUGGAAGUAGUGGCAGUGGUGGCUGGGGAGACUGGGGAAAGUCCUCUGGAGGUGGGGAUAUAUCCAAAGGCUGGGACUCGGUGGAUGCUGGUAAUUCUGGUCCAGGUCAGGAUCACCAAAUGAGUUCAUGGGGCAAACAAUCAGAGACAGCUCCAGCGAGUGAGGAUAGCGGAGACAGCAGUGAAGGGCGAUCCCGAUGCAGAGACAGAUCCUCCAGCAUGGAAUUUGCCCCUCUGCUCCCCCGGCAGGACCUAGAUCCCCGAGUGCUGAGUAACUCUGGUUGGGGACAGACCCCCAUCCGGCAGCACACUGUAUGGGAGAUGGAAGAAGCCAAUUCUGAUGAUGGGAAGAGCACUAGCAGCUCAGACACCGUGGGAUGCUCCAGCUCUAAUGGUGGACCCUCAUCAACCAAUGGAGGUGCUAUUAACCCAAACAUUGGGCCCAGCCAGAGGCCUGGAUCUGGAGGAAAAAUGGACAGUGAAGGGUCAUCCUCCUCUGGUUGGGGCGCUCCUCCACCGCAGCCGAUUCAAGCUGGAUCAGGAUGGGGGAACCCCCCACUUUCAGCAACCAAAGCCCCAAAUGGCACAGCAUGUGGCUGGGGAGACCCUUUACCUUCCAGUGGUCCUAAAAAUGAGGACAGCUCAUCCUGGGGUUCUGAUGAGAAGUCAUCUAGCUGGGAUGAUGGCAUGAUGAAAAACAAACCUAGCAGCUGGGGAGAAGGCCCCAAAAACUCUCAUAGCUGGGGCAACAGUAAUGGGGGUUCCAGUGGUUCUACCACAGGCGAGUGGGGGGCCACAGACAUGAAGAAAAAUGGUUCCUCCAGCAGCAUGUGGGAAGGAGAAGGAAGUAAUGGAGAAAGCAGUGGAUGGAGUGAAAGCCCGAGAGGAGGAACCAGAGGAGGUGGGAGCUGGGGUAAACCUACUCCUGCUGUGAGCAACAGCAACUGGGGAGAGACCCAACGCACCAGUGGCCCAGUGCAGGGAGGCUGGGGCUCUGCAAAGCCCCAAGAAAGCAGCAGCAGUGGCAGCAGCACUGGUAGUGGAGGCUGUGUCAGCAUUGGUUCCUGGGGUGGUCCUGGCUCGGUGAAGCAAAGCAACCCUGGCUGGGGAAACGCUAGCAAGCAGGAGCCGGGCAUGGAGCCCACCGGUUGGGAGGAGCCCUCUCCUCCCUCCAUCCGCCGGAAGAUGGAGAUCGAUGACGGAACAUCAACUUGGGGUGAUCCCAAUGUCUACAGCAAGACCGUCAACAUGUGGGAUCGCAACAAUCCAAAUAACAACCCAGGCAACAGCGGCCCACCACCCAGCAAGAAUGGUGCAGUAGCAAUGAUCAAUAAUAACAACAAUCACUCUCACCACAUGCACCACCAUUCUCACCAUGGCCAGCCCCCAAGUCACAUGCUGCACCAAGGAAACAACAAUGGGUCACCAAAUAAUGCUGCCUCUCAUCCGGCUGGGGGACCCCAGGGUAGACCGCCCCUUGCAAAUCCAGGUUGGGGAGAGCUUCCCAGUGUCCAGCCCAAGCCGGAGCCUGCGUGGGGAGAGCCAGCAGCUCCAACUUCAGCUGUUGACAAUGGUACAUCAGCAUGGGGGAAACCCCCAGGUGGUGUUGGAGGAUGGGGAGACGGUGGCCAUGAGCCACCUGGCCCUUACGUGAGGUCAAAUGGACACACAGGUUCUACACCUUGCAAAUCAGGCCCCAAACCUAUGCAAGAUGGCUGGGGAAAUGGAGAAGAAAUGAGCAUGUCUACCAGCCAAUGGGACACUGAGGAUGGGGAUGUAUGGAACAGUCCCACAUCGCAGGACAGCGGUUCCUCCUGUAAUUCCUGGGGCAACGGACCCAAAAAGUGUCCAAGCAAGGGGAAGAUCGGCAGCAAGCAAGAUGAGGCUUGGAUCAUGAACCGUCUGAUUAAACAGCUCACUGACAUGGGCUUUCCGAGAGACCCUGCUGAGGAGGCUUUGAAGAGCAACAACAUGAACCUUGACCAAGCCAUGACUGCUCUCUUGGAGAAGAAGACAGACCUGGACAAGCGGGGUUUGGGGAUGUCUGACUACAGCAAUGGGAUGAACAAGACCCUAGUGUGUCGGCCCUCCGCUCUCUCCAAAGACCCCUCUGACCGCAACACAUUUCUUGACAAGGAUAGCGUCCUGUCAGAUGACGCUCCCCCAUCACCAUUUUUGCCUUCCCCCAGCCUGAAGCUCCCCCUGCCCAACGGUAGCCUUCCUGGGCAGGGUUUGGGACAGGGCAAUCCGGGGCUGGCCAUGCAAAACUUGAACAACAGACAGAUACCCAAUGGAAUGUUUGGCGGUAAUGGAGCAGCACAAACCCGGGCCAUGCAGCAGCAGCCUCCUCAGCCACCAGUGCCACCUCUCAGCUCCUCCCAGCCUAGUCUACGUGCUCAAGUGCCUCAGUUUCUCUCCCCUCAGGUCCAAGCACAACUCUUGCAGUUUGCAGCAAAAAACAUUGGUCUUAACCCUGCACUUUUAACCUCACCAAUAAACCCUCAACAAAUGACCCUGUUGUACCAACUUCAGCAACUGCAAAUGGCAUACCAGCGUUUACAAAUCCAGCAGCAGAUGAUGCAGGCGCAACGCAAUGUGUCCGGCCCCAUUAGGCAACAGGAGCAGCAAGUUGCACGUACAAUCACCAACAUGCAGCAGCAGAUCCAGCAGCACCAGCGUCAGCUGUACCAGGCGCUGCUGAUGAAGCAGCAGCAGCUUCCCUCGCAUUCCUCCUCGUCCUCUUCAUCCGCCGGUCUGCACCCCCCUGGUGGCCCUGCUGGAGUUCCUGGCUCCGGAAAAUCAACCCUGGACCCUUUCACAGGCCCACACCAGGCUCCGGGCCUCGCUGACACACUGCACACCAAAGAGCCUCCAUCUUCGCCCAAUGCCUACAGCACCUACCCUCUUUCUGGACUGAAUCCAAACAUGAAUGUAAAUGGCAUGGACGUUGGGGGUCUGUCCCUGAAGGAGCCUCCCCAGCCCCAGUCUCGCUUAUCCCAGUGGACACACACUAACUCUAUGGGCAACCUCUCUGGCAACUCUUCAAAUUUGGAGAAUAACUUUAAUAAUAAGCAUGGUGCCAUAUCUGCUGCCUCUACCCUUGGACCCCCAGGGAAGCCCCCCCAGCUGGAGGACUCGUACAGCCCUUACAAUCUAAUCUCUAACUCAGAGUCCCCCAGCAGUCCCCUGGUGCCUCCUGACAACUGGGGCCAAGGCAAGAGCCCCAAUGAAAAGAUCUCAAAUGGGGCCAACAUUAACUGGCCUCCAGAGUUCUGCCCAGGUGUGCCAUGGAAGGGCCUUCAGAAUAUUGACCCUGAGAAUGACCCCAACAUGACCCCUGGCAGCGUCCCCAGCGGUCCCACCAUUAACACAAACAUCCACGAUGUCAACCGCUACCUGCUGCGGGACAGGAACGGAGCCACUUCCCCAGUUUCUCCACUGGGAAAUGGCUCUCUGCCUCCCACCAGCAGCGAUUGGCCAAUCAGUGACUUAUCUAGCUCUUUCAGUCUGUUGUCCAGUGAUGGAGAGAGCACAGGUAAACUGACUGAAAUGAAGUCUGCCUGGUCCCCGGGGCCCAUUGCUCAGAGCCAAGCCUCUCUGUCCCAUGAGUUGUGGAAGGUUCCUCAGGGCCUGCGCAGCACCACGGCCCCGUCCCGGCCCCCGCCUGGUCUCACCAACACCAAGCCCUCCUCCACCUGGGGCGGCAGCUCGUUGGGACUGGCUCAAGGCUGGAGUGCCACUUACGCCUCAGAGGGAACCACGUGGAGCACCGACAGCUCCACCAGGACCAGCAGCUGGCUGGUGCUGAGGAAUCUCACCCCACAGAUCGAUGGCUCAACCCUGAGGACCCUGUGCAUGCAGCACGGUCCCCUGAUCACAUUCCAUCUCAACCUGACUCAGGGGAACGCUGUGGUGCGCUACAGCUCCAAGGACGAGGCCGCCAAGGCCCAGAAGUCCCUGCACAUGUGUGUGCUUGGAAACACCACCAUCCUGGCGGAGUUCGCCGGGGAGGAGGACGUCAACCGCUUCUUUGCACAAGGCCAGUCGCUGGGGGCAACCACCACGAGCUGGCACGCCAACCCAGGAAGCAAUCAAAAUCGGAUGGGCGGGAACUCCCAGUCCCACUCGAUUGGCCAGUGGAGCAGUGGCGGUGGCGGCGGUGGGAGCAAGGCCAGCGGGAGCGACCUGUUGUGGGGCGGAGUCCCCCAGUACUCCAGCCUGUGGGGGCCGCCCAACGGAGAGGACGCCCGUGUGAUCGGGAGCCCCACCCCCAUUAACACCCUGCUGCCUGGAGAUCUGCUGAGCGGAGAGUCCAUGUAGUGGGCGACGCAACGAUUCCCAAUCAGCGCCCUCUUGUGUCAGCUGCUGGUGGGGGAUCGGAUCAGAAGCGAAAGAAAAGUCCAAAACAGAAAAAAAAAAAAUGGUUGAAAUGAGCAAGAGCAAAACCCAAGCAAAUCAUGUGGCGAUAAUCAGUAUCAAGUGAAACUGUUUCAAACUGUGAAUUGUAAAUCAGAAAGCCGAGGGUCCCUGACAAAGACUGCAGACCCCGAAGCCUCUGCUUUACCCCGGUCCUCUCUCUGUUUCAUUAAUCUAUUUUUAUGUUUUUGUCUCCGUUUAGUAUUUUCCAGAAACAAACUGGAUUUCAGUUUCAGUAUCUAAAACUGGAACUGGUCCCAACAAAAACCCCUUGUAGGUGUUUUUUUUUUUUUUUGUUUUUUUUUCUUUCCAGAAGUAUAAACAUUUUGCGCAAAAUAUUUUUAGAAGAAGCAAUCAAAGCUGCCACCUGAGACUUUUUUUUUGAUGAACAAACAAAUGAAAAUCCUCCCAAAAUAACACUGAAACCAACCAUUCCCAGUGUAUCCAUGGCCAAUGAUGUUGUUCAAAGACCUUUACUUGUUUUGUUUCUCAGCACUAAUAUUAGCCUUAAGUGCUCUCUGGCCCAGGACCUUCCCAAGCCUCCUGAUUUUAUUUUUAUUUUUGUGGGGGUUUUUUGUAAGUGAAGAAUUAGCUGAAAUCUUGCACAGUUCACCUCUGAGCCAAUGAGCGGUCCAGGAGGCGGCGAAGAGCUCCGGACCGCCUGACUGGCACUACCAAUCAUCUGCUCAGAUCCUUGAACUCGUCUCAAACGUAGGGUUUGCACAAGCUGUAGACUUUUCACGUGCAAAACCCUGCCGUUUCUUAUUUUCCUCUCUUGUUGUUGUCAUUUAUCACAAGAUAUAAGCUGCGAGAAGAUUAAAGCCGUGAACCUUGCUGCACGCGUGACGUCCGGUUGAAUCUAAUCAUCACCUGAAGCCUGGACUCCAGUCGCUUACUGGUGCUUUUGUCAAAUCUUUUAUUUGCUUGUUUGUCGCCGAUCUGCAGAUUUUUUUUUUUUCUUUCCAGAGGACAAACAGAAAAAGAAACUCCUCAGUUUUACUUCGAUGUGACAGUUACAUUGUGCAAUAGACACCAUCGACCUUUCUUCCGUCCAUGCUCCAUACGGAGCCGUUUUUCUUUUGUUUGUUUUAUUAUUAUUAUUAUUUUUUUUUUUUUAUGAUUGUUGCUGAUUUCAGCAAAAGACUUUGGAACUUCAAAACCCUCCCACCCCCCUACUUUUUGAGAAAAAAAAAACAAAAAAACAAUUGAUUCCUUUCCAGGCCUCCAAUCCCUGCAAAGCUGUUGGGGGUAUAAAAGAAAAAAAACUCUAAAAGCAAAGAGGAAGGAGGAGGAGGAGGAGGAGGAGCUACAAACUGUACUGAAAGAACUGCAGAACGAUGCACACUUCCUCUCUGCUUGCCACAGCCACACCCAACACAGACUGAAACCGCAGCGGGAUUGGACGCUUCUGGUUGUCUUGGCACAAUACCAAAUUAGAGGGGGGGGGGGCUCCUAAUGCAGUAGACCUUUGAGUGUUCCUUGCGUUUGGUACUGUACAAACAGAAGAGACUUAAGACUUUUAUAAAUUCAAAGGGUUUGAGCAUAGCACUUAUGAAGAGCAAAUCACUUCAACUGCAAUCCAAUAAAUCAAGAAGAAAAACAAAAAACUGAGAGAGAGCAGCAGAAACUUUGCAAACCUCCUGCUCCUCUACGUACUGUAUCGAUUCCAUGGAAACGUGCCGGCCGCCGUUCCUCCGUUAGCAGGAUGAAGGGAAGCGCGACUGACUCUGAGGCAAAGAAAUUAUGGGGGGGAUGGGGGGGGGGGGAACAAAAAAUAAACUGAACGGUUUUUAAAGUGAAUAUCACUGUUACUUCAAAAUCAUUAGCCUUGUUCUGGUCCGGAGGCACAAGACUCCAGCUGUCAUUCGGGAAGGAGUGGAGUGGAUCCGGGAUACGGGGGGUGUGUGGGGUGUGUGUCCACUGAGUGCCUAACCCUGACCUCCUCCUGGGCUCCUCAAAGACUGGCCAAUCACGGCUCUCGCUCUCUCUCUCUCUCUCUCUCUCUCUGCCACACAUCUCCAACCGGGAGCAGGAGGUGGGGGUCGUCCCGCCGUCUCCUCUGCCUCUCAGUCCUUUUACACAAAGAUCACUUUAGCUGGAAGAUGUAAGAGUCAUAUUCCUGGAAUUUUUUGCCAGUGUACUUUGUAUUGUUUGGAGAAGACCUUUGUUUUUGUUUAACGUGUGUGUGUUUGUUUUAUGAUUAGUCUACAUGCAGUGGUCUACACGACACCUGGCUGCUGAUCUAGCCCUUCACUGUUCAUAUGCAGAAACACUUUGGUCGGAGGUGCCUCUGUACGCUCAUCCUGUGUAUUGAAUGCAAAACGAGGAUCAAUACUACAGACCCUUAAUGAUUGUGUUGAACUGCUCGUGCUUUUUGUUUUCAACAGUAUUCGUUAGUACUUCCAGGUAGUAAUCUCGACGUGUAAAAGUUAAGGUAAUCUCAGACGCGGGGGAUGCAGGUGUGUGCCGCUCCGAGCUGCUGCUUCUCACCCUCUGCCCGGCUGCUACCCUGUAACCUCCUCCUCAUCCUCAUCCUCAUCCUCAACCAGACCCAGUAGCUCUCCCUUGACCAACUGACCCUCCUAUACAUUUCUAUGCAAAAAGAAUACUAGAAAAGAGGCGGAGGGGGGAAGGGAAGCCAAAAGUAAUUGUUUUUUUUUCUCCCCCCGUUGAGCUCCCUGUCGACACGUCAAACCGGCUGCUGCCUCCGUCGAUCUUUUCUCUCCGUGCUGGAGACGUCCGUCCAGCCGAAUCUCAGGGUAGGGGAGUUAAUGUUUGCCAGUAUGAGACGCAGCUCUCUGUAUGUGUGUGUAUAUAUAUAUGCUGUAUAUAUAUAUAUAAACCUAGAGCUGACGCCUCCAGUACUGCUAUUAGUGCACAUGAAAGUUGCCAAUGUAUUGUGCCAAUAUGAAUUAGCUGUGUCAUACUGUAUCUCUUAAAUGUAUCGGAGGAGCUUUUGCAGAGGGUGCAGAAGGCAGGAGCAGCACAAGAGAGGCAGCAUCCCCUCCCUUCAUCCUCUGAGACGUUUGUUCUGUUUUUAAAUGUGUCGUGUUUUUGUUUUUAUUUUUGGGGAAGGCCUCAUGCUAAGGAGAAAAAUCUUUACUCAGUUUAGGGGCUCCAGUUUGCUACAGUGCACAGUUGAUGAUGGGUAAUCCCGGGUACAUAUUUUUUUAAAAACCAAAAAUGAAAAAAUUGCAUUUUAACGUCAUUUUUAUGAAGUUUGACAUAAAAAAAUCUUUAAAAAAAAAAAUGCUUAAAAAAUCUAAAUGGUUUAAAAAAACAUAAAUAAAAAAAAAUGAAGAAAAUCUAUGAUAUGUUAAAGCUCUGCACUUCUAGCUGAAACGUAUCCGGGUCGCCAGCCUCCACCGCCGCCAUCCUGAAGGGGUGGACGCAGCGGCCGGGGCGCCGUUUUGUGGAUGCUGUAUUUAUCUCGUGUUUGUGUCCCGCUCAAAGCGGGGCCCCCGCUGAACUGUACAUUUCCACACACACACACCACCACACACACAGAUGGCUUCAGGCCUCAGCCUCGCUCUCUCUUCCUUUGCAGCUACAGGAAGAGAGAGGCACACUUCAAGAGGUACAGUCUUAAGAAAAUAACACACAAAAAAAUCUCUUAAGAAUGAUUUGAAAUUAAGAAAUGAGAAAAGGCUACCUUUCAGGACUUGGAGUCCUGCAGCACACAAGCAAAAAUCACUAUUGCCUGUUUCUGUAACUGCCUUGAUCCAAGCUCAGACAGCCGAGGAGCUCCCAGCGUUCUGUACUGACCGGAGAACCCCGACAGCGACGGGGCUUUCCCAUGCUGCACCAGCACCGAGAGCCUCUCCUCUCCACAGCUCUCCAGAUACCACAACUAAUGUAUUACAUUCAUGUACACAGUGGCGGUUUUAGAUAUGGGCAGCUGUCCAGGGCGGCAAUAGAAACGGGGCGUCUGAGGACCAGAUUAAGUCGUCUAAAUCUAUCAGUUGUCACCUUGGCAGGUUUUCUGUUGCUUUUCUACGCGUUCCGUUAUGUGUUGAGCAGGCAUUCCCUGUUGGUGCUGAGGAGAGGGAGGAUUCGGGUCAUUUCCUGCGUUUUAAUUGGUCGGGAGGCAACAGAUGGAGGGGCGAGACCAUACAUGCAAGAACCGCAACUGUAUGCAUACAUACACACACACACAUAUAAAUAUAUAUUCCAACAUGUGGUAUCGCCACUUCAAACUUCUUGGAUCGUAAACUCUGAGACUUUUGUUGUCCUGGUUUAUUACAGCCGAUAAAGAGCAAUAUGUAUUUUCCCCGCAAAUAAGGGAUAGAGAGGAAAGGGUUUGGGCUCGAGUGGAAGCUGAUUGAAAGCGACGUCUUUCUUCUACGGAGUUAGAUAUGCACGUUCUGGUUUUGGAGGCGUACCACAGCACACGUGUGUGUGUGUGUGAUUUGCCUGUUUUUUAAAAAGCCCGACCCGAAGCACCUGCUAAGUUGCAUAUUUUACCCUGUUGUUAAAUCGCAGACAUAUCAAAACCACAAAAAAAGUUAUUUAACUAAAUACUUGAAUCAUGGAGCGCCAAUAACAAUGUGAAGUCAGAAAUAAAUAAAAAAAACAAUUUCUGUCUGGCUGACAGGUACAUAUAUGGGCUUUUUUUUUUUUUUUUUUUUUUUUUUAAGAGAAUAUCAGAUAUGUAUUGUAUUAGGUUACAGAUUUGGAAAAGAAAAGUCAUCUCAGAUGUUCGUAUGAAUGUGUGCUCUAAAAACUGUGUACUCGGCACAUGGCCUGCUGUUAUGUUCAACUCUGUUAUGUUUUGUGUUUUUUUUUUUUUUGGUCUAAUUCAUUCUGAUUAUCUUCUAAUGUUGCACUGAGUGUCUUCUACCCGUUGCUCAGCUAAUCGUAGGUUAACACGUCCAAGGGCAAAAGGGCGAUGGUGACAAUUCACGUGUACAUGUUUACUCAAGGACUUUUAUUUUUAUUUUUUUAUUUUUUGCUCCUGCCCCGUUCUAUCUGUAAAAAUUAUCUACCUUAUAGUGGCUUUUAUUGUGAGAUAAUCCCAUCUGAGGAUUAUCGUGGAGUAUUGCACCAUUUCGUUUCAGUUACGUAAAAAAUGUAGCAAAAAACACAAAAAGGAAAAUGUUCAAAAAAAAAUUAUAAAACCUUUUAAAAAAAUAGAGAUUAAAAAAAAAAGGAAGAAAGAAACAAGCUAACUGUGGCCAUAGAUAGCUGUAGGACUAGUAAUCCAGAAGUAAACUUGUCAGAGAAAUGUAAAGGGAUAAAGCAUGUGAGGCGAGUUUGUUACGACUCAUUUCAGAGGUGCCUAUCUUUUCUUUGUUUUUGCAAAAAGCCACCUGUCGUUUACAAGCAUGUCAUUUGUCUGAAGCUCAAGAAAACAGGACUCUACAACAGGAAUGUUCUUCAAAAGGACGAAGCUAAUCUUCCAUCAAAUACGGACAUGAAAAUCUUGCGGAACGAAGGUUUGACGCUACUUCAAAACUCUGGGAUUGAUCAGUGUUUGUGUCGUAUUUAAAAAAGAAAAUUGUUUAAGUUCUCUUUUUGGUGACUAUCUCUCUGUACGUGUAUUAAGUUGUGAUUUGAUGUUUCCUGUAAUACCGCGACACAGUUCGCUCACUUUCUUGCACACUUGUUAGAAAAAGAAAAAAAAACAAACACACACAAAAA